This is a messenger RNA of Fraxinus pennsylvanica, 1257 nucleotides long. The record is from the annotation of a GenBank genome assembly. Lineage: Eukaryota; Viridiplantae; Streptophyta; Magnoliopsida; Lamiales; Oleaceae.
AUGCUUAAGAGCCUCAACGAUAGUUUAGAAAAGGUUAGGGACAUCAUUGGCCUAGAAAUGAGAAGAAAAGAGCAUUCUAGGGACAAAUUUAGAGACACAAGUUUCAACCAAGGCAAGGACAGCAACAAUGGGAUCAGACACACGGGAGCAUGUCCUACAAAGACUAGGACAUGUUAUGUUUGUGGAAAAAUGGGACAUCUUGUUAGUGCAUGCUCAAGUAAUCCCAAUCCUAUAGAGCAGAAGAAGGUACCAGCUAGGGUGUUUACCCUUACAAAAUCGAAUGCCGAGUCGAAUCCGUCAGUUGUGACAGCUGUGUGUUAUGCUGUAGCAGCCUCUGGCCGAGCUGAUGUCGGCACUAAAAAUGAGCCAGUUGUACUACCGUUACCCAAAUUUAAUCCUGAUCGACUCAUUCCUCCCAAACUAUUCGCUCUCAGGGUCUAUUUGGUAAUUUUUAAAAAGGUCUCCUCGACUGCUUCCUCUCGGCCGUCACUUCUCUACAUUGUCUCCUCUCUCUCUCUCGCGGCCGAGCCGCCUCCUUUUCAGGGUGUUAUUGCUUUGAAUGGUGGUUUCUUAGUUGAUUUUGUAAACCAAUAUUAUAGGAAGUUGAAAAUGAGUUUGAUUGGACAACUAAGGCGUUGUUUACCAUAUGGAUACUUUAGAAAGCCCAUUGAAGCUCCUGUGACUGUACCUUGUUUGAUUAACUUGCUUGGUGUAUCUAGAAACUUUGCUCAACCUGCAUUAAAACAGGAAGAAGAGGUGGAAGAAGUAGAGAUAGACCAAAGAAGACUUCCAGCUGAUUAUAAUCCCGAAACUUUUGAUCCCACAGAGCAUCGGAGUCCCCCGACCGAGAGGGUAUGGAGACUUGUUGAUGAAAUAUCUGGACUCACACUGGUUGAAGCUGCAGAGCUCUCUUCUAUUAUGAUGAAGAAGUUGGGCAUGAAAGAGCUGCCAGUCGUUGGGGUCAUGAAUCCAGGUGCUGCUAGAGUGGCUUCAGUGGCGAUGAAGGCAUCAACGACAGCCAAGGAAGAAAAGAAACCAGAGAAGACAGCUUUUGAGCUGAAGAUGGAGUCUUUUGACUCAGCUUCAAAACUCAAGGUAAUUAAGGAGAUUCGAAGUUUUACUGACUUUGGACUAAAGGAAGCGAAGGACUUAGUGGAGAAGGUGCCUGUUGUGCUUAAAAAGGGGGUGCCAAAAGAAGAGGCAGAAAAAAUUAUCGAGAAGAUGAAAGCAGUUGGGGCUGUUGUCGUUAUGGAAUGA